AUGCCCUCAGCUUUGGUCUUAGGUGGAGCUGGAGACCUUGUCCUGAGGGGCUUUUUGGCAGAGGAGGCAGGGAGGGGUGAGGACGGAGGAGAGGAGGACAGGCCUGAAGGAGACCCCCCAGAUGGAGCUCCGGGCCUCUUUCCUCCAGGCCAGCCUCAGACCCUACGGGGGACAGUUCUGGGAGCAUCCUCUGUGCCAGGCGUCUGGGGACUGCUAGCCUUCUGGUGGGGGCUGGAUCCUCAAAUUACCAGAGCAACAGCUCCCAUGAGCUCCACCGUGGCUGCAGCUGCGCCUGCAGCUGGGGCUGCCUCCAGGAAGGAGUCUCCAGGCAGGUGGGGCCUGGGGGAGGAUCCAACAGGCGUGAGCCCCUCCCUCCAGUGCCGCGUGUGCGGAGACAGCAGCAGCGGGAAGCACUACGGCAUCUAUGCCUGCAACGGCUGCAGUGGCUUCUUCAAGAGGAGCGUGCGGCGGAGGCUCAUCUACAGGUGCCAGGUGGGGGCAGGGAUGUGCCCCGUGGACAAGGCCCAUCGCAACCAGUGCCAGGCCUGCCGGCUGAAGAAGUGCCUGCAGGCGGGCAUGAACCAGGACGCCGUGCAGAACGAGCGCCAGCCCCGAAGCACAGCCCAGGUCCGCCUGGACAGCAUGGAGUCCAACACUGAGCCCCGGCCGGAGCCCCUGGUGGCUCCCUCGACCCCGGCAGGGCCCAGCCCAAGGGGCCCCACGCCCAUGUCUGCAGCCAGAGCCCUGGGCCACCACUUCAUGGCCAGCCUUAUAACAGCCGAAACCUGUGCUAAGCUGGAGCCAGAGGAUGCUGAUGAGAAUAUUGAUGUCACCAGCAAUGACCCCGAGUUCCCCUCCUCUCCAUACUCCUCUUCCUCCCCUUGCGGCCUGGACAGCAUCCAUGAAACCUCAGCUCGCCUGCUCUUCAUGGCUGUCAAGUGGGCCAAGAACCUGCCUGUGUUCUCCAGCCUGCCCUUCCGGGAUCAGGUGAUCCUGCUGGAAGAGGCGUGGAGUGAACUUUUCCUCCUCGGGGCCAUCCAGUGGUCUCUGCCUCUGGACAGCUGUCCUCUGCUGGCACCGCCUGAGGCCUCUGCUGCUGGUGGUGCCCAGGGCCGGCUCACACUGGCCAGCAUGGAGACGCGUGUCCUGCGGGAAACUAUCUCUCGGUUCCGGGCGUUGGCGGUGGACCCCACGGAGUUCGCCUGCAUGAAGGCCCUGGUCCUCUUCAAGCCAGAGACACGGGGCCUGAAGGAUCCUGAGCACGUAGAGGCCUUGCAGGACCAGUCCCAAGUGAUGCUGAGCCAGCACAGCAAGGCCCACCACCCCAGCCAGCCCGUGAGGUUUGGGAAAUUGCUCCUGCUCCUCCCGUCUUUGAGGUUUAUCACUGCGGAACGCAUCGAGCUCCUCUUUUUCCGCAAGACCAUAGGGAAUACUCCAAUGGAGAAGCUCCUUUGUGAUAUGUUCAAAAACUAGUGGGGGUGGAGGUGAAAUGUUUCCAAGCACUCUGGAAAACAAUCUACUGAAACGAAACAUUUGCCUACUCUUUGCCCCAAAAAUUCCUCGUAGGUGUGUGUACCCAGCAGAGAUGCCCACUGAAAGAUAUUGUAAGAAUAUUCAUAGCAGUUUUAUUCAUAAUAGCCCCAAAUUGUACAUUGAUGGUAGGAUG
Messenger RNA from Piliocolobus tephrosceles (Ugandan red Colobus), 1666 nucleotides. It is a transcript of the gene NR2E3, whose product is annotated as nuclear receptor subfamily 2 group E member 3. Gene Ontology annotation, biological process: regulation of DNA-templated transcription. NCBI's taxonomy places the organism in Eukaryota, Metazoa, Chordata, Mammalia, Primates, Cercopithecidae. The transcript has 10 exons. The record is from RefSeq and is a predicted model, not a curated record. Bases 1 to 1473 code for a protein of 490 amino acids. Gene Ontology annotation, molecular function: sequence-specific DNA binding; zinc ion binding; DNA-binding transcription factor activity.